AUGGCCGGUGAGCGCGAGGGGGCGGCCGCGGGUGCCGCGGCCAACGCGCUUUCCCCCCGCACGCUGCCAGACGAGGACAGCCUGUCCGGGGACGGCGGCGAGCCGAGGCCCGCGACGGCGCCCGUGAAGAGGAAGAAGCGGCGCCACAGGACCGUGUUCACGGCGCACCAGCUGGAGGAGCUGGAGAAGGCGUUCAACGAGGCGCACUACCCCGACGUGUACGCGCGCGAGAUGCUCGCCGUCAAGACGGAGCUGCCCGAGGACAGGAUACAGGUUUGGUUUCAGAACCGAAGAGCCAAGUGGCGUAAGAGGGAGAAGUGCUGGGGCCGGAGCAGCGUGAUGGCCGAGUACGGCCUCUACGGCGCCAUGGUGAGGCACUCCAUCCCCUUGCCCGAGUCCAUCAUCAAUUCGGCCAAGAGCGGCCUGGUGGGAUCCUGCGCCCCAUGGCUGCUGGGCAUGCACAAGAAGUCCAUGGAGGUGAGCCGCAAGGCGGAGAGCCAAGAGAAGGCGACAGAGGGCAGCUGGCAGGAGCUGCGUCCCGGGGAGGAGCGCCAAGGAAAGGCAGCCGCUUCCCCGAGGAGCCGCGAGCCGCCCGGCAGCCCAGUGAGCGCUCCGGAGGAYGCGGCCAUCGACCUCUCCAGGACGGCCAAGCAGGAGAAGGGGAGCGUAGUGCUGAGGCCAGGCCUCAACGGAGACACUCCCGCAAAGCCAGAGGAGGGGGACCACUGAGCUUGGACUGCCCCCGCGGAGCCAAGGCCUCACAGCUCCUGGGGAAGAUGAGAAUAUUUAUUGAUUUUAUAUAUAACAUAUAUAUAUUUUUUUCAUCAAAUGAUUGAACUUUUAUCAGGAUUCAGGGCAUUCUCAAACUGACUCCCAUCCCCUGCUCCAUCCCUUCACUUUUCAGCAGAGCCAAGAUGAAGCCAGGGUGGAGGGUGGGUGGGAGAGGAGGCUGAACKUGGCCUGAAAAGCAGUGCGAAAACAAGACCAUGGACAGUCUCCUACAAAGAGCUUCCCUUUCCCUUCCU
Nothoprocta perdicaria is the source of this 1025-nucleotide messenger RNA. It is a transcript of the gene VSX1, whose product is annotated as visual system homeobox 1. Gene Ontology annotation, biological process: regulation of transcription by RNA polymerase II. Gene Ontology annotation, molecular function: DNA-binding transcription factor activity, RNA polymerase II-specific; sequence-specific double-stranded DNA binding. Bases 1 to 729 code for a protein of 242 amino acids. Lineage: Eukaryota; Metazoa; Chordata; Aves; Tinamiformes; Tinamidae. Gene Ontology annotation, cellular component: nucleus. The transcript is spliced from 5 exons. The record is from RefSeq and is a predicted model, not a curated record.